UCGUCCUUGACCAUGGCCAUGAACAAGGAAACCGCACCUCCACCAAAUCCCCAUGGCCGAAACAACGUCAGAACACCUACCCAUGUAUUUCCUGGUGGAAGAAAAACACUAGCGCUGAUGCUCACCACAGGUCUAUUCGUCUUUCUUCUCUCAACAUAUCAUCCUGCGGCUCUCUACCACUCUCCUAUGGCAACUCACAUCUCUCCUCAGGAGACGAAAAUAGGUCAUCAAGACAAGGUCUGUAAUCUGUUCAAUGGCACAUGGGUCAGGGAUUUCACAGGCCCGAUUUACACUAACAUAACAUGCCCAACGAUGCCAGACUCAAAAAACUGUGCAAAGUAUGGAAAGCAAAUGGAUUAUGUAAACUGGAAAUGGAUGCCACAUGGUUGUGACAUGGUAAGGUUUGAGCCCCAGCUGUUCUUGAAUAUUGUCCAAGGGAAGACACUGGCGUUCGCUGCAGAUUCAAUUGGACGGAACCAGAUGGAGUCACUACUUUGUUUACUGUCUCAGGUGGAAACUCCAACCAAAGUUCACAGUGACACUAAAGAUAAAUUUGUCACUUGGCACUUCAGAUCCCACAAUUUUACACUCAUGGCACUGUGGACCAAAUUUUUAGUAGAAGCAUCAGAAAGAGAGAUCAAUGGCACACUGGUUGAAAUGCAUGACAUACACUUGGAUAAACUUGAUUCAAGAUUAGCUGCCAGUUUACGUGAGAUCAAUAUUUUAGUCAUAUCGAGUUCCAGAUGGUUCUUCAGGAAAAAUUAUCUCUACGAAGGUGGGAAACUCAUUGGAUGCAUAUAUUGCUCAGAGGAUAACAUCAAAAGCUUUGAUGUCAUUACAGCUAUUCAGAGGGCUCUUAGAACAGCUCUCAAUAACUUGACCAACUGCCAAGAACGUGGAUUGCAGUUAACAUUAGUAAGAACAGCAACACCAGCACAUUUUGAGAAUGGCUUCUGGAACACUGGAGGAUAUUGCAAUAGAACUGAACCGGUGGGAAAAGGAGAAGCAAUGACCAGAACAGUUGAAUGGGCAAUAAGAAACGCUCAGGUUGAGGAAGCUAACAGAGCACAAAAGGAAAUCAGCCACAAGGGACGGAUGAAUAUAGAGAUUCUAGACAUUACCGAAGCUAUGUCUACGAGGCCUGAUGCACACCCAGGGAUCCAUUGGAAUAAUAAGUGGAUGAGGGGUUACAGUGACUGUUCCCAUUGGUGUUUGCCAGGACCGAUAGAUAUGUGGAAUGAGUUAUUACUCUCUUUGCUUCAAAAAUACAGGAAAGACUUGCAGAAUCAUCAAUGAUGCAAAAUGAAAAAUUGAAGUACAUUGGCAAGUUAAAUUAGCCAAGCCUGAUUUUUAGCGGCCAGGAGGUCUUUUCUCUUAUGUUAGUAAGUUUUUUUUUGUUCUGAAAGGAUGAAA
Setaria italica (foxtail millet) is the source of this 1413-nucleotide messenger RNA. Its product is annotated as protein ALTERED XYLOGLUCAN 4-like. The record is from RefSeq and is a predicted model, not a curated record. Gene Ontology annotation, molecular function: O-acetyltransferase activity. Lineage: Eukaryota; Viridiplantae; Streptophyta; Magnoliopsida; Poales; Poaceae. Gene Ontology annotation, cellular component: Golgi apparatus. The transcript is spliced from 3 exons. Bases 13 to 1296 code for a protein of 427 amino acids.